GGUUCUUCAGAUCUGUGCCUGGUUUGUGAAUCACUUACCCUCCUUUUUCUCCUCCCAGGUGCUGUGCUCUCUUUUCCUUGCCAUGACUCCUGCCAAGCAUGGUGCCAGAUCAUCAAUGUGUCUGAAUCACGCUCUUCUCUCCUCGCCUCUAUGGACAGGACUCUCAAUGAAACAAUCCAAAGCAUCUCAACACCUGCUGGAAGCAAAUACCAGCUUUAUGUUGGCUUGGCUUUGGCAAUAGGUUCCAGUAUCUUUAUUGGUUCUAGUUUCAUACUAAAGAAGAAAGGACUUCUGAAACUGGCAGACAAAGGAGUCCCCCGAGCUGGACAGGGUGGAUAUUCUUAUCUGAAGGAAUGGCUUUGGUGGGCUGGAUUGCUUUCAAUGGGAUUAGGAGAAGCUGCAAACUUUGCUGCCUACGCCUUUGCACCUGCCACUUUAGUUACCCCCUUGGGUGCACUGAGUGUUCUCAUAAGCGCUAUAUUGUCAUCCUAUUUUUUAAAUGAGAAACUGAAUAUUCAUGGAAAGCUGGGCUGUGUACUGAGCAUUUUGGGGUCAACAGUCAUGGUUAUUCAUGCCCCUGAGGAGGAGGAGGUCACCUCGCUAGAUGAGAUGGAAAGAAAGCUGCAAGAUCCAGUGUUUGUUACAUUUGCUGUUCUCCUAACAGUUGUUGCCCUCGUGCUGAUUUUUGUUGUGGCUCCAAGGAGAGGUCAGACAAAUAUACUGAUCUACAUUUUAAUUUGCUCACUCAUUGGUGCAUUCUCUGUCUCAUCUGUGAAAGGCUUGGGCAUUGCCAUUAAACAAAUGCUGGAGCAGAAGCCAGUUUAUCGACAUCCAUUGGUUUACAUUUUGGUCGGCAUCUUAGUGCUUUCAGUCAGCACUCAGAUCAACUAUCUCAACAAAGCAUUGGAUGUGUUCAAUACAUCUCUAGUGACACCUAUUUAUUAUGUGUGUUUUACCACAACGGUUGUGACAUGCUCCAUCAUCCUGUUCAAGGAGUGGAGUAGUAUGGACCCGGGUGAUAUCAUUGGAACUCUGAGCGGAUUCUGCAGCAUCAUCAUUGGCAUUUUUCUAUUGCAUGCUUUCAAAAAUACUAAUAUCACCUGGAGUCAGUUGAUGUCCAAUGUUGCCAAAGAACCAUCAUUACACUGUGAAUAUGAAACUUGUCACACUUCACUGGAGAGCAUGGAAGACCCAGCUUUGGUGUAUGAGGAGGACAAUGUUUUAUUCAGUCAAUGAAGCUUUCAUGUCACAUUUGUCACUGAAGUAUCAUGAAUUGCAGAUUCAGUCCACCUGUGUCUACCAGAAUGCUCUUCUUUUCUGCAAUCCUCUGGAAAACUAUGUAAGUUGAGCAUGGGCCACUCCUCUGUGUGCAGCUGUUGGUAGUAAGGAAUGGAAAUGUCCAGUAAUUAACAUGACAGACAGAAACGUGAUGGUGACUGUAUGUUAGGCAGUGGAAAAUCUCACCCUUUUUUAUGCAGCAUCUCCUAUUGGAGAAUUUUAGCAAAAAGAAUGGCCUUUGUAAAAAAUGUUUACAAAGAGCAA
This is a messenger RNA of Athene cunicularia (burrowing owl), 1542 nucleotides long. It is a transcript of the gene NIPAL1, whose product is annotated as NIPA like domain containing 1. Gene Ontology annotation, cellular component: membrane. Lineage: Eukaryota; Metazoa; Chordata; Aves; Strigiformes; Strigidae. Gene Ontology annotation, molecular function: magnesium ion transmembrane transporter activity. Gene Ontology annotation, biological process: magnesium ion transport. The transcript is spliced from 5 exons. The record is from RefSeq and is a predicted model, not a curated record. The annotation marks the transcript as partial.